This is a messenger RNA of Cooperia oncophora, 489 nucleotides long. Lineage: Eukaryota; Metazoa; Nematoda; Chromadorea; Rhabditida; Trichostrongylidae. The record is from the annotation of a GenBank genome assembly.
AUGAGAGGUUAUUUUUGCAGAGUGAAGGGAAUUCUCAAUGUCACCGCCGAAAAUGGCACAACAAUGGAAGAUGACAUUUACCACAAGACUGAGCGCAUUGUUUUCAACAUCAGUGGCACUUCAUUUUCGUUAUCGGAUGGGAGAACGCUACCAAGCCGUUGCGGUACUUCACUCUCGCAAAAAAGGAAUAUUGGCUUCGAUGAGCGUAUCUUCGCUGACGAAAGCAGCCUCACCAUUGACCGUGAUACGAUUAUUGACGCAAGCAAAGGCAACCUCUGGGAGCAGGGACAGACAUUCUAUGUGGAAGAAAAACGAAGUUAUGACUACCAGAGCACAUAUGCCGACGGCUCCCUCGUUUGGACGAAUGCGCUCGUGCCGGUAAGGGAAGAAGGUACCCAAAAGAGCGAUGGUCUCGAUAAAGCUCCAUCAGAUCGGCAACAGUUACCUGAACAGCAAAGUGAAUCUCAGCAGGGUGAACCUCAAAAACAA